UACCGUUAUUGGCGAGCAAGUCUGCGCGCCGUUUGUAUAGAUUCUCAGAUUUCGCUGCAGUUUUUAUGGAUGCUGAAACCCUAACACUAACGACUUCUGACCUCUUCCUUUCUUCCUUCGGCACCUUCGCCGCUGAUUCGCCUCAACUGCUGCCUCCUAAAUCUUUCGAAUUACUUUCCCAAUCCUCCUCUCUACCCAGUGUACCCUCGCUUGUACCAACUUCCAAGCUUAUUCCUAACUCCUGUUUCAUCGUCGAUGGCUUUCGAACGGCCGGAGAUUUUUCAAUCUCCUACUUCCUUUCCCAUUUCCACUCGGACCAUUAUACCGGCCUCAGCCCUAACUGGUACCGUGGCAUCAUUUUCUGCUCUGAGACCACCGCUUCCCUUCUCGUGGAAAUACUCAAAGUUUCUCCUCUCUUUGUCUAUGCCCUACCUCUUAACAAGACUGUCACGAUUGAUGGAAGUAAUGUCACUUUGGUGGACGCAAAUCACUGUCCUGGUGCAGUCCAAUUCCUGUUUGAAGUUGGACUAGAGAGGUAUAUUCACACUGGUGACUGCAGAUUCUGCGACUCAAUGAAACUUGAUCCAUUUUUACAGAAAUUUGUAGGCGCUGACGCUGUUUUCUUGGAUACCACUUACUGUAAUCCUAAAUUUGUGUUCCAGUCUCAAGAGGAAUCAAUUGAAUAUGUUGUAAAAACUAUUCAGAGAACCAAGGAAGAAAAUAAGGGAUCAGCUAAAUCAGUAUUGUUUCUUAUUGCUACAUAUAUUGUUGGAAAAGAAAGGAUUUUGCUUGAGAUCGCUCAAAGAUGCAAUUGCCUAGUCCACGUGGAUGGCAGAAAGAUGAGGAUUUUGUCAGUAUUAGGGUUCGGUGAUAUUGGUGUUUUUACUGAGGAUUCUUCAGCUAGUGAUGUUCAUGUGAUUGGUUGGAACCUGUUAGGUGAGGUUUGGCCUUUUUUCCGACCGAAUUUUGUGAAGAUGAGAGAGAUUAUGGCGGAGAAAGGUUAUUCAAAGGCUGUAGGUUUUGUUUCAACUGGAUGGAUGCAUGAGGUCAAGAAAGAUGGGUUUGCUGUGAGGGUUAAGGAAUCUCUUGAGAUCCAUCUUGUUCCAUACAGCGAGCAUUCAAGCUAUGAUGAGCUUAGAGAGUAUGUGAGGUUUUUGAGGCCAAAACGUGUUGUCCCGACAGUUGGUGUUGAUCCAGAGAAGCUGGAUGGCAAGCACGCAGCAUCUCUGCAGAAGUAUUUCAGGGGCUUGGUUGAUGAAACCGCUAACAAGAAUGAUUUUUUGAUGUCCUUCCAUCAAAAGGCUGUGAAAGCUAAUGAAACGAGCGAAAACUUUCAAUCUACUGGCAUGAAUGAUCCUGCUGAACCUGUGUAUUCAGAAAUAAUAGAAGAUUUAGCUCUGAUAAUGAACAAGUCACGUGAGCAAAAAUGCUCUCUUGGAGAAGCAACCUUAAUGAAGGAAGGGGGCAUGGAAGCUGCAACGGAGGAGCUUCGUAACUGCUUGCCAUCUUGGGUGAAUGAUGAUCAGAUUGUUAGCUUGAUCAGAUGUGCUGAAGGUGAUGUAGUUAAAGCAGUUUCCGAUUUCUUUGAACGGGAAACUGAGUACUAUAAUCACUCAAGUGUUUCAACUCAAAUAAGACCAAUUAAUCAGCUUAGUCCUUCCGAUGUGAAAAUUUGUGAAGUAGUUGAUAACAAUUCAAAUCAAGAUAACAACAUGGCUAUUAAGAAGCUUGAUAUGGGAAGUUCUAGUGCAACAAAGCGAAAGGUUUCUAGCACUAUUAAGAGGGCCAAAAAGAAAGGGAAGAUUUUUCCAACUUUAGAUUCAGUUGGACCAAAGCAAUCUACAAUAACAAAGUUCUUUGGUAAAGUUGCACCCAUAUCAGCUGAUGUUGAUGGUCAUGUAAUGAGUACUUCUAAUGUGCCCCUCAACAUGGUCAAGCCGCUUAUAGUUGGUUCUGUUGAACCAUACGAACAAGAGUUAGAUCAGUUUCUUCAGGUGAUAAACUAUUGUAUGGAGAGAAAUGCCGCUGCUACUUUAAUGGAUAAAGCAAAGGGAAACAUUGAUGUAGCAGUGGAUAUGUAUUACAGUACUUCUGAUCGUCCAAUUUUUAACGCGGAGGUAUACCAAACUGCCCCUAGGGAUUGUCAUGCCAUAAAGUGCACCGGGCAAAUGAAGAUUCUUUCGCCAGAAAAAUCAGAUAUUCUUAGCAUGUCGGUGGGGGAAACUUCAAAAGAUGAUGCUAAUGUCACAACUGUUUUGCUGCCAAUUGAAAAGUAUUCACCCAUUGAACAUGCAUGCUGGAAGGCUGGAGAGCCUGCGCCAUAUCUCCACCUGGCUCGCACUUUUGAAUUGGCAGAGCAAGAAAAAGGCAAGAUAAAAACAUCUGCAAUGUUUUGCAACAUGUUCAGAAGUUUGCUUGCUUUAUCACCUGGUGAUGUGCUGCCGGCAGUAUAUCUAUGCACAAACAGGGUUGCUGCUGAUCAUGAAAACAUGGAAUUGAAUAUUGGUGGUGGUUUGGUUAUUUCUGCAUUGGAAGAAGCUUGUGGAACCAGCAAGUCUAGAAUUAAAGAAAUGUACAACGUUUCUGGUGAUCUUGGUGAUGUUGCCCAAGAAUGCCGACAAACCCAAAAGUUACUUGCUCAGCCUCGUCCUAUUUCAAUAAGUAACUUAUUUUUAAUGCUUAGAAGGAUAAGCGUGGAAACAGGUAGUGGCAGUGCUGCUAGAAGGAAACAGAUUGUUGUGAAACUGAUGCGCUUUUGUAGAGAAAUGGAGAUGAAGUUUCUUGUCCGAACGCUUGUUCGUAAUUUGCGCAUAGGAGCCAUGAUGAAAACCAUCUUACCAGCAUUAGCUCAGGCUGUGGUUUUGAACUGCCACUCACCUAUGCAACAUAUUGGAUCUUGUGAAAGCCUAAAGCCACAACUUCAAGGGAUUUGUGCAGCAGUUACUGAAGCCUAUAAUAUAUCUCCAAAUCUGGAUUUGCUUGUUCCUUCUCUCUUGAGUGGAGGAAUUGAGUUUUCUGCUUCUGCUUUGACAAUGGAACCAGGCACACCUAUUCCACCUAUGCUUGCUAGAAUCACCAAUGGUAUCAGCCAAGUACUGAAGUUGUUCCAGAAUAGAGCUUUUACAUGUGAAUUCAAAUAUGAUGGUCAACGUGCCCAAAUUCACAAACUUUCAUCUGGCUCCAUACGAAUAUUUUCACGCAAAAUGAAAGAGUCAACUUCUAGAUUUCCAGAUUUGAUAACAAUAAUAAAAGAAUUUUGUAAUCCGGCCCAUGCCACUUUUAUACUGGACACGGAGAUUGUUGCUGUUGAUCGGAAGAAUGGAAGUAAGCUCAUGUCUUUUCAGGAGUUAUCAUCACGAGAACGGGGUAGCAAAGAUUAUUCAAUUGCAAUGGAUGGCAUAAAGGUAGAUAUUUGUGUUUUCAUUUUUGACAUCAUGUUUUCAAAUGGAGAGCGGUAAUUAUCUUCAACCUUUUUCUUCACGAAUCAUCAACCCUUUUUUCCUGGAUCUUAAGUCCUUACAACAAGUGUUUUGUUCUUCCUAGAUUAUUCUUCAUUUUUUGUCAAUAUGAAGCCCAAAAACUAGAUUUUUUGUAUUUUGUUAAUUUGAUGACGUGUUCUGUUCUGUAAUGCUUUUACAAUAGCUUUCAUUUCCUAAAUAGAUAAUUUAAGCAAAUAGAUAUCAUAAACUUAGAUUAUUGUAAGCCAGGUUUAUGAAUGAUGUUUUUUAUGAAUGCAAUUCUGAUUAUGGUAAUUGUCUUGUUAUCCCAGGAAGGUUGUUGCUUAAACAUGAUCUAUUUAUUAUCUAGUAUGUAUUCUCCAUGUAGCAGCAAAGAUUUAAUUUAAAUGUUGCAGGAAGUAGAGCAGCAGAGCUAAAGAUAGGGCUCCAAAUAAACCAAGCCGAGCUGACUGGGACCUUGUUCGUGCUUGACCUCAUUUUUCAAAAUCCUGUUUAAGCUCAAGCUCGAGUUCAUGCUCGAUUUGAAUAGUUAUAGUAGUGUUCAAGUUCAAUUCGUUUGAAAUAAUAGUUUCUUGAGCUUGCUAUACUCAACUUACAUGAUCAAAUGAUCCUUAUCGAGCUAAUUAAUAAGCAACGCUUUUGAGAAACUUAUUAGUUAACUGAACAAGUCCUAUCGAGUUUAUUAAUGAGCAACCUAUUUGAUGCAAGCAAAAUUUUGAAAAAGCCCCAAAUUUUUGCUACCAAAAGCUACUCUUCAUAGGGUAAUAGAAAAUACAUCAAAGAGCACAAAAUAGACAAAAAAAGAAACAAUACAACUUUUUAUAAUAAAAGACUCUUACAAACUUUGACACAAAAUCAAAACACCUAAAGGAGCUCUUCUUUGCUUGAUUGAGAAAAAGGAUACAAGUGGCACUACAGGAAAACCCGGUGUUACCGGCGAAUAAAAUCCGCCGAUAAUAUGUGAAAUCCGACGGAAAUAUAGGUUUCCGGCGCACGUUCCGGCGGAAUUUUAUGCGCCGGUUUGGUUCGCGUCGGUAAAUAUCUUCCGACGUUUAUAAUGCGCCGGAAAAGUUUCGGGCGCACUUUUCGGCGCAUUAUCGAUGCAAAAAACGUUGUGCAGCUGGCGACUUUCAACCGG
Messenger RNA from Dendrobium catenatum, 4596 nucleotides. Its product is annotated as DNA ligase 6. Bases 66 to 3458 code for a protein of 1130 amino acids. NCBI's taxonomy places the organism in Eukaryota, Viridiplantae, Streptophyta, Magnoliopsida, Asparagales, Orchidaceae. The record is from RefSeq and is a predicted model, not a curated record. The transcript is spliced from 13 exons. Gene Ontology annotation, molecular function: damaged DNA binding; DNA ligase (ATP) activity; 5'-3' DNA exonuclease activity. Gene Ontology annotation, biological process: protection from non-homologous end joining at telomere; DNA recombination; interstrand cross-link repair.